ACAACCUCAUUUUUUAUUUAUCUAUAUCACAACAGGAUAAUAUCACACACCCAAAUUCGCAAUGAUUCCUCUAGCUAUCCUCUGGUCUGGGCUUCUUCUGCACCUUCCUUCUCCAACCAGCCCAGCGUGCUUUCUGGGUAAAGAAGCAGAGUGUCAAGAUGCCGAUUUUGCACCAGGAUCUGAUUUGGCUGGAGAGGGUUUCGACAUUACUAAGAUGCAACGCCUGGGGACUUUUGUCAUCGACAUGAGUAAGUGGGAGCUCAAGAACAACACGUGUAACCUGUGCAAAAACCCAUUCAUGCAGAACAAAAAGCAGAAGCUCCCGGUGUCUGUGGUUUUCUGGAGGGCCAACCAAAAGUGCAGCAGGUCAGUAUCCAGCUCCGUUUAUGAGUCCAGCGAGUCCCUGGUCAGCUCCAGCACCUCCUCUGUGGAGAACAACUGGAAAGCCGACCUGAAAAUAGGCAAUGUGGUGAAUGAGAUGUCGCUGAUGUUGGCUGGAACUAACUCCAAACUUGCUGAGUAUUCAAUGACGAAGACCAAAAAGGACAAGUUCAGCUUCAUCAAACAGUCUGCGUCCUGCGAAUACUACAGCUACAGGAUUGCCAGCCGCUCUCCUUUACAUCGCGAACUAAACCAUGAAUUCACAAAUCUUCCAGGGACAUAUGACAACCAAACAAAAGAAAGCUACUUGUCACUUGUUGAAAAGUUUGGCACACAUUAUAUUGUCCAGGUGAAAAUGGGUGGAGCUGUGCAAUCUGUGACCAGUGUCAAACAAUGCAUGGCUACUCUACAGGACAUCAGUAUGGAUGAGGUUAAAACAUGUCUGGACGUCGAGGCAUCUGCUAGUGCAAAGAUGAGGAUCAGUGUAGACACAGCAUACCAUCACUGUAAACAGGCCAAAGACAAAAAACUGAGCACGCACAGUUUUGCUAACAGUUUUAGUGACAGGUUAACUGAAAUCACUGGUGGCCACACUCAAGACACUGCGCUUCUCUUCUCAGCCAGCAAUGACCCUGGUGCUUACACUCAGUGGCUCUCCACAGUGCCAGAGAAACCAGAUGUGAUUUCCUUUUCACUCAAGCCCCUCCAUAUGUUGCUGCCAGUCAAGAACCCAAAACAUGAGCAAUUACGCCGAGCCAUUCGUGACUACAUACUGCAGAAGGCCCUUUGGAGGAAAUGCUCCUCACCUUGCAAGGCUGGUAUUGCAACUAACCCCAAGGAACCCUGCGUGUGCAGCUGUCAUAACAGCCCUGGAGUGAAAGCAAACUGCUGCCCAACACAGCGCGGACUUGCUCAAAUUACUGUAACUGUGACAAAGGCGACCGGUCUGUGGGGAGAUUACUUCUCACAGACUGAUGGGUAUGUUAAAGUCCUGAGAAAUCACAAGCUCUUUCUUGGGGAGACACCAGUGAUUUGGAACCAAAACUCACCAACCUGGAACUGGAAGUUUGAUCUUGGCAACUUCGUUCUCUCUCAGUUUGGGGGUCUGAGGCUAGAGGUGUGGGAUAGAGACAACAAGUGGGACGAUGACCUCCUGGGGGCGUGCAACAUUCAACUAACAGCUGGCGUAAAAAGCAACUUCUGUCCACUCAACCAUGGUUUGCUGUACUACAAGACGGAUGUAACCUGUGGUCCUAGUUUAGCUGGCUCCUCAUGCACAGACUACGUGGGCUCUCCAAUGUCUUCCCAUCUGGAGAAGACAUACAUGUCACGACAUGCCCGGCCCAUCCCGAAAGAUGUGUUGGUGGAAAUGGGGGUGCUUUUGGAUGAGCGCCGCUUUCAGUUCAGUCAGACCAGUGAUCCUAAAAGAAAAACCCAGACUUUGUGAAAGCACAAUACAAAUAUAAUUUUAAAAAAUCAAAAAUAUAAUUUUAAUAAUUAUAUAAA
Molecule: messenger RNA, 1887 nt
Organism: Rhinichthys klamathensis goyatoka
Lineage: Eukaryota; Metazoa; Chordata; Actinopteri; Cypriniformes; Leuciscidae
Gene: prf1.9
Product: perforin 1.9
Exons: 4
Coding region: 62-1828 (588 amino acids)
Biological process (GO): leukocyte mediated cytotoxicity; immune response
Cellular component (GO): membrane attack complex
Molecular function (GO): pore-forming activity; calcium ion binding
Source: RefSeq, a predicted model, not a curated record